Saitoella complicata NRRL Y-17804 is the source of this 1611-nucleotide messenger RNA. RefSeq names its product putative MFS monocarboxylate transporter. The transcript has a single exon. Gene Ontology annotation, biological process: transmembrane transport. Gene Ontology annotation, molecular function: transmembrane transporter activity. The record is from RefSeq and is a predicted model, not a curated record. Gene Ontology annotation, cellular component: fungal-type vacuole membrane. The coding region runs from base 35 to 1426 and encodes 463 amino acids. NCBI's taxonomy places the organism in Eukaryota, Fungi, Ascomycota, Saitoellomycetes, Saitoellales, Saitoellaceae.
CAGAACGAUACCCUUUGAAUAUCCAUUGGAGGUCAUGAGCGCUACGCCAUCCACUCAUACGACAAUCUUCGAGCCUGAAGGUCAGGCAGAGACGUACGCCGAGAAGGAGGCGGAUCGCAAUCACCAUGCUCUUGAGGAGCUGCCAAACGAGACCUUAGAAAAGUUGACUGAGUCGCAACCUCCUGCACCACACGCACACGAAAUCGACUUCCCGGACGGUGGAUGGAGAGCAUGGAUCGUCGUCGUAGGCGCCUGGUGCGUCUCAUUCGUCACCUUCGGCUUCGUCAACGCCUUCGGUGUCUUCCAAAAUUACUACCAAACCCACCAACUAUCCGCACACUCCCCCUCCGAAAUCUCCUGGAUCGGAUCAAUGCAACUCUUCCUCAUCUUCUUCGCCGGCCUCUUCGUCGGUCGCUACUUUGAUGGAGGAUACUUCUUUGGCUCCGGGUUGAAGGGACGCAGUCUGAGUUUGACAGGGUCGGUCUUGUAUGUGUUCUCGAUUUUUAUGACGAGUUUGUGUCAUAAGUAUUGGCAGUUCUUCCUUGCCCAGGGUGUUGCGUUUGGAAUUGGGUUGGGGAUGUUGUUCUUGCCUGCGGUUUCGAUUAUUGGACACUGGUUUCGUGCGAAGCGUGCGCUUGCUAUGGGGUUGUUGGCGUCCGGAUCGUCAAUUGGUGGUAUCAUAUUCCCGAUCAUGUUGCAGCAUCUCAUUCCGAAGAUCGGGUACCCUUGGACCGUCCGGGUCAUUGCGUUCCUCAUCUUGGGAUGUUUGGUUAUCGCCAACCUCACCAUGCGCACCCGCCUUCCUCCUCGCGAAUCCGGCCCCUUCUUCGACAUGACCGCUUUCCGCGACGUUCCCUACAUGCUCUUCGUCGCCGGAGCUUUCCUGGUCUUGUGGGGCCUCUACUUGCCCUUCUUUUACCUCGAGGCGUACGCUAUCGAGCACGGCGUUGACGAGAACUUGGCGUUCUACCUCUUGUCCAUCCUCAAUGCCGCUUCCAUGUUCGGACGUACCCUCCCGAACUUCGUCGCCGACAGGAUCGGGUGCUUGAACGUUCUCAUUCCUUGCGUCUACGUCAGUGGAAUGAUGGUUUUUGUUUGGCUCGCUACCACCACUGCCGGCGGCUUGAUCGCUUUCUCCCUGGUUUUUGGUUUCUUCAGUGGAGCUUAUGUUUCCCUUAUCCCGGCUUGUAUUGCCUCGCUUACUCCUCACCCCCAGUUGAUUGGUGUGCGUAUGGGAAUGGGAUUUGCGUUCGUGUCGUUGGCGGCUUUGACUGGUACGCCCAUCGCAGGUGCGUUGGUUACGAAGGCUGGUGGAAGCUACGUCCAGGCUACGUGCUUCUGCGGUAUCGUUGUGCUGGCAGGUGGUGUGGUCAUGACCAUUGGAAGGUUGAUCAGGACGGACUGGAAGUUGAUGGCGAAGUGUUAAGCGUCUAGAAAGGUGCUUGACGGAGCGAUGGAAGUAAAAGAAACGAGCGUGCUAGGAGGUGAAAAGGCACAUCAUAUCGUGUUUGGCCGUUUCUGGGAUUUCACAUACGGCGUUCUUUCUAAGCAUAUGCAUAGUCACCUACCCUAAUAUUAAUAACAUACCUGCAUUCCAGGUUUACAUUUUCU